Nerophis ophidion (straightnose pipefish) is the source of this 2005-nucleotide messenger RNA. Its product is annotated as ribonucleoside-diphosphate reductase large subunit-like. Lineage: Eukaryota; Metazoa; Chordata; Actinopteri; Syngnathiformes; Syngnathidae. Gene Ontology annotation, molecular function: ribonucleoside-diphosphate reductase activity, thioredoxin disulfide as acceptor; ATP binding. The transcript has a single exon. Gene Ontology annotation, biological process: deoxyribonucleotide biosynthetic process. The record is from RefSeq and is a predicted model, not a curated record. Gene Ontology annotation, cellular component: ribonucleoside-diphosphate reductase complex.
GCUGGGAUCAUAAACUAAUAAGUCUACCAAAUAGUGAAAGCAAACAAAUAAAGGCUUGAAUAAGCAAUCGACUAUUCAAGGGACUAUACUUUCGAUUUAUUUGGUUUUUAAAACCCUCUAAAAGUCCUACCUCUUAAAAGGUGUUGAUAGAAAGCCUCUUUAACGUCCUCAACAUCUCUUUAUGAGAGUGUCCUUGGGAAUCCAUCGUCAAGAUAUCGAAUCAGCAAUUGAAACAUACAAUCUAAUGUCCUAGAAGAUAUUUACUCACGCCACACCAACAUUAUUUUAUUCUGGAACAAUGCGAUCUCAAAUGUCAUCAUGCUUCUUAUUGACAAUGAAGGAUGAUUCUGUAGAUGGAAUAAUGUCAACUAUUACGCAAUGUGCUUAGAUUUCUAAAAGUGCUGGGGGGAUUGGCCUCGCAAUUCAUAAUAUACGAUCCAAGGGUUCGUAUAUUGCAGGAGUCGCUGGAUAGACCAAUGGUAUAACUCCUUUGUUAAAAGUGUUAAAUGCAUCAUGCUUGUAAGAUUAUUGGUUUUUAAAAUGAUGAUUUAGGUAUAUUGACCAAGGAGGUGGAAAACGCGCAGGUGCUUAUGCAAUCUACCUUGAACCAUGGCACGCAGAUAUUCAAGAAUUUAUAGAGCUCAGAAAGAAUAAUGGAGAUGAAAAAAUGAGAGCACGUGAUUUAUUCUUAGCUCUUUGGGUACCUGAUCUCUUUAUGAAGAGAGUUGAGACUAAUUCUAAAUGGACAUUGAUGUGUCCCCAUAAUUGUCCCGGGCUAUCAGAGGUGUAUGGGGAAGAGUUUUAAGCUUUAUACUAAAAGUACUAAGCAGAGGGGAGAGGAAAGUAAACAAUAUAAGCUAGAGAGCUAUUCCGUAAAAUUUUAAACAGUCAAAUUGAGACAGGUACACCAUUCAUGUGUUAUAAAGAUUCAGCCAACAGAAAAUCUAACCAGUAGAACUUGGGAGUGAUAAAGUCUUCAAAUUUAUGCACUGAGAUCAUGGAAUAUACUGAUAAAGAUCAAGUAGCAGUAUGCAAUUUAGCAUCUGUCUGCCUUCCAAAAUUUGUCUAUCUAGAAUAAAAUUAGUAAGAAUCAAAGACAAAUAAAAAAACUCACAAAUAUGAUCACUAAAUGCUACACUCAGUUGUCAAAGUAAUGACUAGAAAUUUAAACAAAGUAAUUGAUGUAAAUUACUAUCCAAUUGAAGAAGCAAAAUAUUCCAAUUUUAAGAACCGUCCAAUUGGUAUUGGAGUACAAGGUCUCGCUGAUACUUUUAUGAAGAUGAAAAUAGCAUACUCUGACAAGUAAGCUACUGAAAUUACAGCUGAGAUUUUUGAAACAAUUUAUCAUGCUGCUGUAUAAGCUUCAAUGUAAUUGGCAAUGAAAAAGGGACCAUACGCUACGUUUGAAGGUUCUCCCAUCUCCUAGGGUAAAUUUCAGUUUGAUUUAUGGGGAGUAACACCUUCUAGUGGAAGAUACAAUUGGAGCGACUUAAGAUAAAAAGUAAUGAAACAUGGUGUGUAUAAUUCAUUGCUUGUUGCACCAAUGCCAACUGCAUCUACUUCUCAAAUCAUGGGAAAUAAUGAAAGUUUUGACCCUUACAAUUCAAACAUUUAUAUUCGAAGAGUGAUGGCAGGAGAAUUCAUUUGUGUAAAUCCUCAUCUCGCAAAUGACUUGAAUGAGUUAGGACUAUGGAACAGCUAAAUGACAAACCUUCUAAUUGCUCAUAAUGGAAGUGUACAAAAACUACCUGGAGUACCUGAUAGAUUAAAAUAAAUUUAUAAGACUGUUUGGUAAAUUCCAGGAAAGACUCUGAUCAACUUGGCUGUUGCCAGAGGUCCUUACAUUUGUCAGUCGCAAAGCUUAAAUAUCUAUAUGAAAGAUCCAACCUUCUAAAAAAUGGCAAGCAUGCAUUUUUAUGGAUGGAAAGAAGGUCUAAAGACUGGAAUGUACUACUUACGAAGUAGACCGGCAGUAGAUUCUAUUAAAUUUACUGUAGAUUUAUAA